UAUCAUUUAGUAAAUUUACUAAUUAUUUGUAUGAUCAAUCUAAGUACAACUACAAGCAAUGAUUUAUAACCGAAAACGCUGAAGGCGCAGGAGGUGUGUUGUAGACAAAAUACCUUACAAAAUAUUAUUGAAAGAAGAAUCUUCAAAGACUCAGCUAAAAAUGGAUUUCUUGGAAUAUCCUGAUGUUAUUGCAGAGGUUAAGGGUGCAAUGACACCUGGAAGAUUGAAAUUAACUGACCAACAUAUUAUAUUUAAAAACCAAAAAACUGGCAAAGUAGAGCAAAUAUCUGCUGGCGACAUGGAAAUGGUGAAUUACCAAAAAUUCAUAGGAACUUGGGGUUUACGCAUAUUCUUAAAAAAUGGAACACUACAUAGGUUUAGAGGAUUUAAAGAUGGGGACCAAGAAAAAAUAGCUAAAUUUUUCACACAAAACUAUAAAAAGGAUAUGCUAGAAAAGGAACUUAGUUUAAAAGGUUGGAAUUGGGGUACUGCUAAAUUCAAUGGUUCUGUUUUAAGUUUUGACGUUGGAAAUCAUACAGCUUUCGAAAUUCCAUUAUAUGAUGUUUCACAAUGUAAUACAGGAAAAAAUGAAGUAACAUUGGAAUUUCAUCAAAACGAUGAUGCUCCAGUUAGUUUAAUGGAAAUGAGGUUUCAUAUCCCUAUUAGUGACAGUGUAGACCAAGAUCCCGUUGAAGCAUUUCAUCAGCAAGUUAUGGAAAAAGCUUCUGUUAUUAGCGUUAGUGGUGAUGCUAUUGCUAUCUUUAGAGAAAUCCAGUGUCUUACACCACGUGGUCGUUAUGAUAUCAAAAUAUUUCAAUCUUUUUUUCAACUUCAUGGUAAAACAUUUGACUAUAAGAUUCCGAUGUCAACAGUUCUUAGACUAUUCUUACUACCUCAUAAGGAUAACAGACAAAUGUAUUUUGUGGUCAGUUUAGAUCCACCUAUUAAGCAAGGUCAAACUAGGUAUCACUAUCUAGUUUUAUUAUUUAAUCAAGAAGAAGAAACUUCUAUUGAAUUACCAUUUUCUGAAAAAGAAUUAAAAGAUAAAUAUGAAGAAAAAUUAACAAAAGAAUUAUCUGGACCUACAUAUGAGGUUCUUGGUAAAGUUAUGAAAGUUAUUAUCAAUAGAAAAUUAACUGGACCUGGUCAUUUUCUUGGUCAUUCUGGAACCCCAGCAAUAGGAUGUUCAUUUAAAGCAGCUGCAGGGUAUUUAUAUCCUUUGGAAAGAGGUUUUAUUUAUGUUCAUAAACCGCCUAUACAUAUACGAUUUGAAGAAAUAGCAUCAGUCAACUUCGCACGUGGUGGUGGAUCCACACGUUCGUUUGACUUUGAAAUUGAAUUAAAUACAGGUGUAGUUCAUACAUUUAGCAGUAUAGAAAAAGAAGAAUAUGGUAAACUUUUCGAUUUUAUCACUUCAAAGAAAUUGAGAGUAAAGAACAGAGGCAAGAGCGACAAGUUGAAUUAUGAUAAUGACUUUGGAGAUAGUGAUCAAGAAGAUGAACCUGAUGCAUAUUUGGCUAGAGUUAAAGCUGAAGCACAAGAGAGAGAUGGUGAUGAAAAUCAAGAUUCUGAAGAAGAAUCUACAGAUGAAGAUUUUAAUCCUGUUCAGGAUGAAAGUGACGUAGCAGAAGAAUAUGAUAGUGAUCCUAAUAGUUCUGAAAGUGAAGAAGAUUCAGAUGCAUCAAGUGGUAGUCAAAAGAAGGAGAAAAAAGAGAAAAAAGAAAAGAAAUCUAAAUCAGCCAAAACAGUAUCUGAAAAGCCAAGGAAACCACGGAGAUCAAAGAAAGAAAAGGAUAGCAACAAACCCAAGCGGCCAGUAACAGCUUUUAUGUUAUGGUUAAAUAGUGCUCGUGAUCAAAUUAAAUCAGAAAAUCCUGGUAUUGCAGUUACAGAAAUAGCUAAGAAGGGUGGCGAAAUGUGGAGAGAAUUAAAAGAUAAAUCUGAAUGGGAACAAAAAGCAGCCAAAGCUAAAAAAGAAUAUUCUGCAGCAAUGAAGGAAUAUGAGGCAAAUGGUGGAAAAACUAAAGAAAAGAAAGAGAAAGAGAAAGAGAAGAAGAAAAAAGAAUCCAAAAGUGAAGUAUCACCUAGUAAGCUUAUGUCUGGAACUUCUUUCAAGAGUAAGGAGUAUAUUAGUGAAGAUGAAUCCAGUAGUGAAGAAAGUUCAACAGAGAAGAAAGCCGUAAAGAGGAAACAUUCAGAGAGUGAAAGUGGCAGUGAGAGUGAACAAGAAUAAAAGAAAGUUGAGAAGGGAUUGAUAAUAAAAAAUUUUAGUAAAAACCAAAACACAUAAAAACAUUUGAAACAUUUAAUAUAAUUUCUUAUUA
Molecule: messenger RNA, 2324 nt
Organism: Polistes canadensis
Lineage: Eukaryota; Metazoa; Arthropoda; Insecta; Hymenoptera; Vespidae
Gene: Ssrp
Product: FACT complex subunit Ssrp1
Exons: 14
Coding region: 161-2233 (690 amino acids)
Cellular component (GO): FACT complex; nucleus
Molecular function (GO): DNA binding; nucleosome binding; histone binding
Source: RefSeq, a predicted model, not a curated record